Messenger RNA from Perognathus longimembris pacificus (Pacific pocket mouse), 2546 nucleotides. RefSeq names its product shugoshin 1 (gene Sgo1). Gene Ontology annotation, cellular component: nucleus; chromosome, centromeric region. The coding region runs from base 171 to 1769 and encodes 532 amino acids. NCBI's taxonomy places the organism in Eukaryota, Metazoa, Chordata, Mammalia, Rodentia, Heteromyidae. The record is from RefSeq and is a predicted model, not a curated record. Gene Ontology annotation, biological process: meiotic chromosome segregation. The transcript is spliced from 8 exons.
GAGCGCGGCGGCGAAUUUUGAACGUGGCGGCGGUAGGCCCUGGCAGCAGAGACGUUGUCUCGGGACUGCAGGACCCGGGUCGCGAGCCGACGCCAGCUGACAGCUUUGCGGGGUUCCCGACAUGUGAGGAGGACUGGGGCGACCGCCGCAGAAUAGUGGCAAGGUAAAAGAUGGCCAAGGAAAGAUGCCAGAAAAAGUCCUUUCAAGAUAGUCUUGAAAACAUAAAGAAGCGAAUGAAAGAGAAAAGGAACAGAAACUUGGCAGAGAGUGGCAGACGCAAGUCCUUCAUAACUGCACCCUGCGAAGUAAUCACUAAUGCUUCUACACUGCUGAAAAAUUACCAGGACAACAAUAGAAUGUUAGUUGUAGCUUUGCAAAAUGAAAAAUCCAAAGUGCAAGAAGCCCAAGAAGUGAUACUACAGCUGAGAAAAGAAUGCUACUACCUCACAUAUCAGCUGUAUGCAUUGAAAGAAAAGCUUACUUCCCAACAAACAAAAGAAACAGUUCAGAACCAGAAGAUAUCUCCCUCUGAAAUGGACUCCACUGGUAAUGGCAGUACCUGUGAUUUAUCUGCGAUGGAUUUACCGCAAGUUUCUCAAGAAGUUGACCUAAGACAAAGAGAGUCAUCCCAAGUAGAAGAGCAGAUAUCUACUAUUUCUCAAGAUGCACGUGGAUGUGAUUUUGAUUCAGGUGAUACUCAGUCUUCUGAUGUCUUACCCAGGACAGUGUCUCUCCGUCGCCAUUUAACAAAAUGCUUCAAUGGUUUAAGUGAAUCUAGUCCCUUGGAGGAUUUUGAAACCAGUCGUUUUCCAAGGCCAUCUGUGGAACUAGAAAGGGUUAAAUGUGUAAAUCCAACAGUAAACAUACGCAGACUUGAAAAUGUUCAAGACUAUUUUUGUCAGUGGAAUAAAGACCAAAUUAACAAAUCGCCAAGGCCAAUUCACCCAGGAAACGUUUCUAAAACAAAAGAAAUCAUUUUGGACCCUAAACCUGAGCAAACUAAAAGUAAGUCUAAUAAUGCACAAAGAAGAAAAAGAGAAGCGAAAAGAAAAGCUGACCGAAGGAGGUCAAAAUCUAAAUCAAAGAAUAAAGGAAACCAAAGUGGAAAUAAGCAAAAAAAAUAUGUUUCCAAAAAAAAUAUGGGUGACUCUGUUGAUGCCAAUGAUGCUUACAAUUUUAAUUUGGAAGAGGGCAUUCAUCUCACUCCUUUCCGACAAAAAAUGAAUAGUGAUCCUACCACGGAAGGAAACAACAGUGAGUCUCAAGUAAGCAGCUGUGAAAGUAGUGUUUCAGAAGAUGACUCUGAUGACCUCUAUCUACCCCCUUGUGAGUACACUGCAAACCUGGACAGCCAAGCGAACAGGCCAGUCACCAGGCCUCAGUGUAAAAGAGGGCUGAAAUACAUGGAUGAACCAAACAAGGACGGUUCUCAGCCAGCAACACCCACCAGUGCCCCCCCAGAGGCUCCCCAGACAUCGCAUUGUGGCCUGAAGGAUAUCACCAAUGUCCACUUAUAUCCUGUGGUCAAAAUCCAGAGACUUUCUCUUUCUCCAAAACGGAAUGUAGAAAGCCCAGUACAGUCCCUGCCUAAGCGCAGGUGUGCAACCAUGGUGAACUAUAAGGAACCAACACUAGUUUCGAAACUAAGAAGAGGGGAUCCUUUUACAGAUUUGUGUUUCUUGAAUUCUCCCAUCUACAAGCAGAAAAAGGAUCUGAGACAUUCUAAAAAAAGUAUGAAGCAAAUACAAAAAAUGUUGGAUGCUAUUUAAAUUUAUCCUCUACCCUCUUCUUUCUGGUGCCUAAGUAGAGAAUCUGUGAGAUAGAACACAAGUGGAUAGAACCGAAUAUUUGAAUAUUUUGUUAACAGGACACUUAAGUCAUGAAAACAUCUUCAGGACAAUACUUUGUAAUUGUUUAGAUUUGUUUUGCUGUUUACUUCAAAACAUAGCUGUAUUUUAUUUAAAGAGUAGCUUGGUACCAACAUCUUGAAAAUUACAUUAAUCUGCCUCUGUAUUUUUUCCUAAAGGCAUAGGCUGAUGAGUGUACUAUAGUAAAGAACUUUGUAAGAUAGAUGAGAAUCAUUUGAAAUUCUUGUGUAAUUUUUGAGUAGAAUAAAUUCUUGGUACACCCAGUUAAAGUUUUGUGGCGUAACUACUGUUGAGUUUGUUUUAUUUUUGUUUUGUCCAGGAUAUUGCUGUGUAGCCAAGGCUAGCCUCAAACUCAAAAUUGUCUGUGUCAGCCUCCUAGGUGGGGAGAUAAUCAUUGAUUAUUUAGGUUCAAUAUCUAGGUAAGUAACUGGUUAUGAAUCCUAAGUGUAUGUUGUUCAGUGAUUAACCUUGGCAAAGCCGCAAAUUACAGAUUUUUAGAAAAACUCUUUAGUCAGACAUCUUAAAAGCGUGAAUAGUAAGGGCUUCUCCCUAUUUUUGAUCAGGCAGUGAGAAUGAAUUUAGAGAGUUUAACAUGUAUACUUUUAUAUACCUUUUAAACUUUAAAUUAUAAAGGGUGAUCCACUUUCUUAAAGAACAAUAAAAAUUCGUAAAAAGUUA